Messenger RNA from Tarenaya hassleriana, 2036 nucleotides. RefSeq names its product protein NRT1/ PTR FAMILY 1.3. The transcript is spliced from 5 exons. The record is from RefSeq and is a predicted model, not a curated record. Gene Ontology annotation, cellular component: plasma membrane. Gene Ontology annotation, biological process: transmembrane transport. Gene Ontology annotation, molecular function: transmembrane transporter activity. NCBI's taxonomy places the organism in Eukaryota, Viridiplantae, Streptophyta, Magnoliopsida, Brassicales, Cleomaceae. Bases 126 to 1871 code for a protein of 581 amino acids.
AGAGAGAGAAUAAAUGCUCAACAUGAUCACCAUAUAAAUAGGAAUGCCACAACUAGAAAUUAAAGUCGAUUAAUAAACAAAAACAACAAACGGAGAAGGAGGAAUCGAAGAUUGAAGGCAUACAUAUGGAAGAGGCUCUUCUCGCCGGAAAAGCUCCUCUCCGCCGUCUCCGGCCACCGAAAGGUGGCUUUCGGACCAUUCCUUUCAUUUUAGGGAAUCAGGCAUUGGAGAAAGUGGCGUAUUACGGGGUGAUACCGAACAUGAUAGUGUACAUGACGAGGGAGUACGGAAUGGGGGCGGCGGAGGCGGCCAACGCUCUCUUCCUCUGGUCGGCCGCCACCAACUUCUUCCCUCUCCUCGGCGCUUUCCUCUCUGAUUGUUACUCCGGUCGCUUUCUCGUCGUCGGCCUCGGCUCCUCCAUUAGCCUCUUGGGUAUGCUUUUAUUAUGGUCAACCACAUUAUUUCCGCAAGCAAGACCACAAUGCGACAAAUCCACCACGCCAACAUGCCAAUCCACAACACCGGAUCAACUUUUUCUCCUUUAUUCCUCUUUUGCCCUCACCGCCGUCGGCGCCGGGGGAAUCAGAUCCUCCUGCCUAGCCUUCGCCGCCGACCAGCUCAAACCCGCCGCCGAGGACGACAGAGACAAGAUCUCCGCCGGCGGCAGCAUUGCCAGGUCAGCUCUAGAAAGCCUCUUCAACUGGUACUACAUCUCCAUCAUGGUCGCCUCCUUCAUCUCCCAGACAUGUCUUGUCUACAUUCAGACGAGUUUCGGUUGGAAAGUAGGGUUCGGAGUCCCCGUGGCGAUGAUGGCUUUGUCCGUCGUUUUGUUCUUUGCGGCUUCGCCGUUUUAUGUUAAGGCGAAGGGUGAUUCCGGUUUGGUCGCCGGACUUGCUCAGGUUGUCGUCUCUGCUUUCAGAAACCGUCGACGUAUCGAUUUAGCGUCCGAGAAUCGAAUAUCUUAUCAUCACCAAAAGGGUUCUUCUCUAUUGAUCCCAAGCGACAAAUUGAGGUUCUUGAACAAAGCUUGCGUCUUAAGUAACCCCCAACAAGAUCUAACCCUAACGGGAAUACCACGUAAUCCAUGGAACCUCUGCACCGUUCAACAAGUGGAAGAUCUCAAAUCUCUCGUCCGAGUUCUGCCCGUAUGGUCCACAGGCAUCGCUCUAUGCAUGACCACUUCUCAAGGCUCUUUCGUCGUUCUCCAAGCCAAGUCCAUGGACCGUCAAACCGCCAUCCCUGGGUUCCAAAUCCCGGCCGGAUCCUACGGUGUCUUCAUGAUCAUAUCGUUCGUUAUUUUUCUCGCUAUCUAUGACCGUGUUAUCGUUCCGAUAGGGUCGAGGAUUCGGAGAAAGCCGUUUCGGUUGGGACUGAUGCAGAGAAUGGGGACUGGACUCGUGAUCUCUGUUAUGUCCAUGGCGGCUUUGGCGACCGUGGAGUACUUUAGGAGGAAAACAAAGCAUUGUCCGGACAAGACCGACGACUGUAAGGAGAUGUCGGCGACGUGGCUGCUUCCGUACAUGGUCCUGUCCGGAGUGGCGGAGGCUCUGAACGCCAUAGCUCAGAACGAGUUCUUCUACGGGGAGCUUCCGAAGACGAUGUCCAGCAUCGCCACCACUCUCUUCGGCCUCAGCAUGGCGGCGGCGAGUCUCAUCUCCGGAUGGUUCGUCUCCGCCGUAGACUCCCUCACCGGAGACGGCCGCGGAGGGAGCUGGGUCUCCGGCGACAUCAACAGUGGACACUUGGACUACUACUAUUGGGUUAUAUCGGGUCUUUGUGUGAUCAACGUUUUGUAUUUUGUUCACUGUAGUCGAGCUUAUGGGAAGUGCAAAGGUGAAGACGAGGAAGAGGAAGAAAGGAUUAAUAUGUGACAAUGUUAUAUGUACAUAUAUAUAUAUAUAUAUUUAAUAUACAAAAAAAAACAUGUGUCAUGUGUGUGUAUACAUAUACAUGCGUGUAUACUGAAUGACACGACUAGCCUAGUCCCUUUCGUUCGCAUACCAAUAAAAGAAUUCAGACAGCCAUAUAUAUAAGAU